Molecule: messenger RNA, 2237 nt
Organism: Cucurbita maxima (winter squash)
Lineage: Eukaryota; Viridiplantae; Streptophyta; Magnoliopsida; Cucurbitales; Cucurbitaceae
Exons: 10
Coding region: 360-2003 (547 amino acids)
Source: RefSeq, a predicted model, not a curated record
GAGCCAUUGAGUGCCUUCGAUGCGACGUUUGGUGGGCCAACGAUGAUUCGAAAUUAAAGCUACUGGAUAAAGAUCAUCCAAUGCUUCAUUCCUUCCACAUGACUCUUCUCUUUAUAUCGGUUAGUUUUUUUUUGUUUUUUUAAUUUCUCUCACUUUUUAUCAGUUCCAAUGCUCUUUUUUCCCCUUCUCUUUGCGUGUUCUUUCGUUUUCGGUUCAUCAUUGCCGAAAAAUGCAGCUCUCUCGCUCUCUCUAUUUAAGUUUUUGGAUCGAUUUCGUCUCCGAAGAAUGUUCUGAUUCCGUUCUCUUCAAUCGCUCUCCAGAAUCGCUUCUCUCAUAUAAUCGCAGAAAUUGAAGAUUGGAUGGGAGAUGUACACACUCAGAAUGAACUAUAUGAGAUUGCUUCCGCGGCACAUGGUGAUGCUCUUCAAAUCUUCAGUAUUGUAUCACCAUUGGAUGAGAUUUGUACUCAUCUCUUGGCAUUGGCUAGUUACAUAACUCGUCGAUUUGUUGGAUUUAUCGAGGAUAUUGUAGCUCGAGAUGUCGACAGAUUUCUCACCGACCAUAUCAUCAUUCCGCUAGAAGUUUGUUUGAAUCCUUCUGGUCAGAACAGGCAGAGAUCUGUUUCGGAAGGUUCAUCAUCCUUCAUACCUUGCAUUGCCGGUGCCUCGGAUUCAAGGAACGGUUUGCUCGUAGAUAGAACAUCAGAUGUAGAAAGUAUUUAUAGUUACGAGGUUGCUUCUCCCAUUUUUCAAGGGUUGAUGCUCCCAUUAUACGGUUUACAGUUUGUUCAAAAAUUAGCAUUAUGCUUCUUGAGAGAUUGUUUCUCGUGCAUUCAAUGGGUCGAACUUCGCCUUUCAAAUAUAAUAUUUAGAAUUCAAAAAACCUUGAUCGGUUCAUCGGAAGAUAUUGGAUGGCUGCAAAACACUCCUGGUAUGCCUCCUGUUGUUGAUGGAACAGAAAGAUUCUUGGAAUUGCUCUCUGAGAUAAGGAACGGAGAACACAAACUACCCAACUCGUUUGUUUAUUUAUUAAUUCCAGGUCUAUUUAGCAAUCAUGGUCCCUUGUAUUUUGUGGGAACCAAGCGAUUUUUUUCAAAGAUGGGCCUUACUUGCCAUAUUGCUAAAAUUCAUAGUGAGGCGUCUGUGGAACACAAUGCCUGGGAGCUAAAAGAAUACGUCGAGGAGCUUUACUGGGGCUCGGGCAAGCGAGUGAUGCUGCUUGGGCAUAGCAAGGGUGGGGUUGAUGCUGCUGCUGCAUUAUCAAUCUACUGCAAUGACUUGAAAGAUAAAGUUGCUGGCUUGGCUCUGGUACAAAGUCCAUAUGGUGGAACCCCAUUGGCUUCGGAUUUCCUUCGCGACGGGCAGGUUGCUGACAAAGAGACGCGGAGGAUCAUGGAGCUCUUAAUAUGCAAGAUCAUCAAGGUUGUAUUUUCUUUUGCCUUUUCAAUUGCUUCAUUGUCAGGGAUAGUUGUCGGUCUGAUGAGGCGAGGAAAAGGAGAAAAAACAGGCGACAUUCGAGCAUUGGAGGAUCUAACGUACGAGAAGCGGAAGGAAUUCAUCUCAAAUCACGACCUCCCGGAGAACAUACCAAUACUCUCCUUCCACUCUGAAGCACAUGUUGCACCAGGAGUUCUUGCUACAAUGACUCAGAUAGCUCAUGCUGAGCUACCUUGGCUACCUCUUCCAAGUUCUUGGACAGAAUCCGACACGGUGGUGCAGGGCGGGCGGCGUGUUCCAAUAGUGAUUCCCCUUUCUGCUGUCAUGGCAUUGUGUGCUCUUCAUUUGCAGCUUCGGUAUGGAGAGAAGAGCGACGGUUUGGUGACAUGUCGUGAUGCUGAAGUUCCUGGCUCGGUCAUUGUGAGACCGAGCCAGAAGCUCGAUCACGCUUGGAUGGUUUACUCUUCCAGGACUAAGAAUGUAGGUGAUCCCGAUGCUUGUGAGAUGUGUGAGGCAAUCUUGACACUGCUUGUAGAGCUUGGGAUGAGAACGAAACAAGUCAAAUAGAGAUGGUGGCUUUCAUGUAAUUCUUCCCCAAACCAGACCCAAAUUCGUCCAUCGGAAAUUCCAGUGAAAAUUUCCCGGUGCACUUGAAUAUUGAAAACCGGCCGCAUUUUUCAUACGACGGGUCGGCUGGGAGAUUUGGAUUUCAGAAACCAAAUGUUACUUGAUUUUAUGGUUGACGACAUGUAGUUUUUCUCCCUUUUUUUAAAAUCUAUUUAAAAUUUCAAUAUUUUUUUA